AUGAUCCGAUGACUGUCAAGUUUGGUGAGAUGGAGCAUCUGGAAUGGCUGGCCACACCCUUUUUGCUUGCAUAUGGACCCCCUGGCCUCGCACACAAUCGCCACUGCCUGAGGCUGUUGCAGCAAUUUGAGGCCGUCCAAACCUUUAAUCUAGUGCUACUGGCAUGUUUGCCGGCUAAUAUUGAGGACAUGGAUCACCCUCAUUACUUGAUUGAAGAGAUGGUAAGGCUCCCUGACAUUAGAUCCUUGAACCUGUUUCUCUUUACAAAUGGACAUUCUUUUGGAGCCAGCUCAUUCCAUUUACUCAGGAUGCGUACUGGUAUAAGAAAGUUGGGGCUAGUAUUUGAUAGUUGUAAGGACGUGGAGGUGGCAACCACUUGUGCAUCAGGUUGCAUUUGUGAUCAACCUACAAACUGGAAAACCGAGGAACUUGUGCUGAGGCGCCUUCAAGACAUAGAAAUACAAUUUUUGUCAGGAACUGCACAUGAUUUUGCUCUUGUGGAACAAUUGUUCAGUUGGGCAACAGCGGUGAAAACAGUGACAGUAAGUUUCAAUCGAUCAAUCACUGGAAGUAUGGCCAACGAGUUCUGCCAGAGGAUACUAGGUUUCUCCAGGCCAGAAAUAUGUGUGAAAUUUUAUGUGUACAGACCCCAUAAAUAACAACUAUGCAAGUUCAUA
This is a messenger RNA of Brachypodium distachyon (stiff brome), 677 nucleotides long. RefSeq lists its product as uncharacterized. The transcript is spliced from 3 exons. The coding region runs from base 9 to 659 and encodes 216 amino acids. NCBI's taxonomy places the organism in Eukaryota, Viridiplantae, Streptophyta, Magnoliopsida, Poales, Poaceae. The record is from RefSeq and is a predicted model, not a curated record.